This is a messenger RNA of Monosiga brevicollis MX1, 775 nucleotides long. RefSeq lists its product as uncharacterized. The record is from RefSeq and is a predicted model, not a curated record. Lineage: Eukaryota; Choanoflagellata; Craspedida; Salpingoecidae. The transcript has 3 exons. Bases 1 to 729 code for a protein of 242 amino acids.
AUGAUCGCCAGCACGUAUCUGCACCUGAAGUCGGUGCGGGCAGAUAUGUUGUCCAUCUCCAUGCACUUGUCGCGCAAUAAUCAGACCUCAAACCGGAUUUUGAAGGUCUUGUUCGCAACACUUGGUUCUCUAUUGGAUUGGUUUUCGGAGGAUUUCCCUGAAAAUUGUGAACCUGGCGAACAAGGCACAUCCGGUUACCAGCCAGCUGCUAUUUGGAUACAUCUGAGCCAUUAUUCCAAAACAUGGGAGUCCAUGCGACGCAUGCGAAACGCCGUAUUACAUGGCGUAUCCAUCGAUAUCGACUUUUUGGAUGAGAACAACGGCGACUUGCCUAUCCCAAUCAAGCGUGUUUUGCAGGAUUUCAAAGAUUACGGCGAGGCACAUGCGCGUGACCGGGAGGCUCAGGACGCGCGCCGUCGAAAAAAAGAUCGACGACGCUCCAAAAAAGACCGAGCACUUCUGCGCGAGGCGAUGAAGGUGAUCAAGCAGCAGAGCGUAGCGCAAGCCGAGAUGAUGAAGCAGCAGGGCGUAGCGCAAGCCGAGAUGAUGAAGCAGCAGAGCGUAGCGCAAGCCGAGAUGAUGAAAGAGGUUUUGGCGGUUUGCAAAACCCUUGCGCCGCCGACUGUGGCAUCCGCAUCGGGAGGUCCAUCGCCACCCACCCCUUCCUCCCCAACACGAAACGUGUAUUUUCGCAUCGGGGGUGACAUUGGACAAAUGAUCACCAAAUAAAGUGGGGGCAGCCUGGACAUAGCAUAAUCAAUUCAAAUGAAGCAUG